AUGGCAACUCCUAAGUUCAACUCAAAGUCACCGACUAUACGGCGCAUAUUGCGCGAAGCCCAAGAACUCUCCAGCUCUCCAUCACCAGAUUAUACGGCUACUCCAUUAGAAUCAGAUCUAUUCGAAUGGCACUUCACUUUCCGCGGGCCACCCAACUCCUCCUACAGCGAAGGCAUCUACCAUGGCCGUAUCGUGUUGCCGCCUACAUAUCCUCUCCGCCCGCCGAGUUUCCGGUUCCUUACACCCAGCGGCCGUUUCGAAACCAACAGGGAGAUUUGUCUAAGCAUCAGCGGCCACCACGAAGAGACGUGGCAGCCUGCGUGGGGCGUGAGGACUGCACUCGUCGCGUUGCGCAGCUUCAUGGAGACGGACCCCCGAGGCCAGCUGGGCGGCCUCGAGACAAGCGAUUCUGUGCGGAAGCGUCAUGCCAUCGCAUCGCACACAUUCAAAUGCCCAACGUGUGCAAAGACAAAUACUGAAAUCAUCCAAGAAUGUGAAGAAUCGGCCAAGGCCAAUUCCGACUCACCAGAUUCAGCGACUGAAGUUGAGAUACCCUCCGAGCUGAAGCUUGGAUACAAGGAUGAGAUGACUGAGUCUAAGGUCUUAGAAGGAGGAUCCACGGAAGCAGUGACACCGGUGCCUCCGACACCAAGAACCGAACCGGCGGAUGCAGAGAGUGCCGAGCUGGCCGAGGGCUUUGUUCGUACGGCACCUGAGACAGUCGUGGCGGCCAGUUCGGCAUCAACAUCACAAUCACCAGCAACGGCGGCAUCUUACCCUCCUGCGCGUCCAGGUCAAGGGAUUAUCACCCCUACACGGACGGUCUCGCUGCCUCCGGCCCCAAAUCUUAGUGUUCGCCCCCAGGCACCUCCUACCACCCGUGCGUAUGACGAAGGCGUACCACUGUGGGUUGAUCGAGCCAUUGUUGUUCUCGUUGUACUUCUGCUGGCCAUGAUUCUCAAAGUCUUGCUUGACUUUUAG
Colletotrichum abscissum is the source of this 981-nucleotide messenger RNA. Its product is annotated as ubiquitin-conjugating enzyme. Bases 1 to 981 code for a protein of 326 amino acids. The transcript is spliced from 3 exons. The record is from RefSeq and is a predicted model, not a curated record. Lineage: Eukaryota; Fungi; Ascomycota; Sordariomycetes; Glomerellales; Glomerellaceae.